This is a messenger RNA of Patiria miniata (bat star), 3191 nucleotides long. RefSeq names its product low-density lipoprotein receptor-related protein 2-like. Gene Ontology annotation, molecular function: calcium ion binding. The record is from RefSeq and is a predicted model, not a curated record. Bases 126 to 2192 code for a protein of 688 amino acids. Lineage: Eukaryota; Metazoa; Echinodermata; Asteroidea; Valvatida; Asterinidae. The transcript has 13 exons.
UGUAGGCAUAUUUCAACGAGUCCUAUUUCAGUAUCACAUUUAAACUGAAUCAACAGAGUUUCACCAGCUGCAGCCCUAAGUUUGUUAAUUUCUGAGGCUAAUUCUACUUGGGAACACCUACGGAUAUGGAUGGCACAGGAGGCAGUCGUAAAAGGUGGUGUCUGCAACACUUUCUCCUAUCGGUGCUACUGACAACAUUCAGAACCGCACACGCAGGUGAUUUUGCACUCAUCGCGGAUCUCAACAACGGAACCAUUUACGCGGGGAGCAUGGGCCGCAGUCUUGUUGACUUGGCUCCCCUGCCCCUCAGCGGCAUAGUGCGCCCAGUCACCGUUGACUUCGACCCACAAGAACGAAUGAUCUACUGGAGCGAUCUCCGGAGUCAACCAAGUCCGAAAAUAUCUCGAGCAAACCUGGACGGCUCUAAUCAAAUGACUAUCGCAGAGAACCUUCGCCUACCAGACGGGUUGGCACUGGACGUUGAAGCCAGGAUCCUGUACUGGACAGACGGCGUGCUUGGACACGUGGGACGAGCAAGCAUGAACGGCACUGGGAACAAAGAAAUCAUCGUGGAGAACCUGGACCAACCUCGAACCAUUGUCACCGAUCACAGCCAUGGACAUAUCUACUGGACUGACUGGGGGAGUAGUCCGCGGAUCGAGAGAGCGGAUCUCGACGGAGGAAACCGGACCAGCGUGGUUGAUAGCGACUUGCACUGGCCCAAUGGCGUUACCAUCGAUGCGGACUAUCUGUACUGGUGCGAUGCUUUCCUCAACAAAAUCGAACGGAGCGAUCUCUCGGGUCAGAACCGCGAACUGGUGAUCGAUCUGAAUCCAUACGGCGACCUCCACCCGUACGAUUUAGACGUGUACCGGGGCGAUGUUUACUGGACCGACUGGAAAGUCAACACGUUGAUCCGGGUGAGCUUGAACGGCAGAGGAGAGGGCAACUUUGGCCCGUCGACAUUCCAACAGCCUGGAGGGAUUCACAUCGAAGAAGAACCCGAUCAUUGCGACAGUUCGCCAUGCGACAACGGUGCACCUUGCGAGGAUGUUAUCGGCGGCUUUCUCUGUCAGUGCCCGCCUGGACUCCAAGGGACCACCUGCUCUGACGCUACCUCCUGUGUUCUUCCACCCGACCCAUCUGACGUUCUGAUGGUGGUAUCGGGGCAGCAAGCCGUAUACCUUCCUGGUGACUCGGUCCAGUAUGCCUGCCCGGAUGGAUAUCAGCUCAGUGGAUCAACCACAAGGAUCUGUCUUUCGGAUUUAACCUGGUCCGGCCAGCAACCUACAUGCAGCUUAACAGUUGUUGGGUGUGCACCUCCUACUCCCGACCCAUCUGAUGUCCUGAUGGUGGUAUCGGGAGGGCAAGCCGUAUACCAUCCCGGUGAUUCGGUCCAGUAUGCCUGCCCGGACGGAUAUCAACUCAGCGGAUCAGCCACGAGGAUUUGCCUAUCAGACUUUACAUGGGCUGGCGAAGCACCCGUAUGUCAGGACGAGCUAGAACCUACUCCUGAUGUUUCUGGUUGCACACCACCCACUCCUGGUCCAUCUGAUGUUCUCAUGGUGGUAUCGGAUCAGCGGGCGGUUUAUCUUCCCGGUGACUCGGUCCAGUAUGCCUGCCCAGACGGAUAUCAACUCAGCGGAUCAGCUACAAGGAUCUGUCGGUCAGACUUCACGUGGGCUGGUGAAGCACCCCAAUGUAUGGAGGAUGACCCUGCCACUGUUUCCGGUUGCACACCACCCACCCCUGACCCAUCUGACGUUCUGAUGGUGGUAUCGGAUCAGCGUACCGUGUACCAACUCGGUGACUCGGUCCAGUAUGCCUGCCCGGACGGAUAUCAACUCAGCGGGUCAGCCACAAGGAGGUGCCGAUCAGACUUCACGUGGACCGGUCAAGCACCUCAAUGUAAGAAGGAGGACCCUAUCUCUGGAAAGAGUACAGGUGCCAUACCUGUGGCGAUCAUUGCAGGUGGGUCUGGGGGAGCUGUUCUUUUCCUUGUGGCAGUCGCCAUCAUCUGCGUUGUGGCAAUCACCGUCAAGAGGAGGAGAAGGCGACGAUUUGGGGGUAGAGUGCCAAUAUCUGACAUAGCAGAUCGCACAUGCAAGGAGGUGUUCCCGAAGGAGUACUCAACUUACGUCCAUUACGAAAAGCAUAUCGCCGAGCCCCUGUACAGCGAGACCCUCUUCUAAGAAAAGUGUGCAUGACGAAAAUAUCAAGAGCGCCCUCAAGAGUUUAAGCAAGCUCGUGAAGAGAGACGUUUGGUACAUUCUUUUUUAUUGUGGAUUUUUAAAUAAGGAUACACCAACUGAAAAGAGAAACAAAUCUGUAAAUUUCCACUAUUCGGUAGACUUACAAUACAGGAUAAAUCCUGAGCCAUGUGUUGCAUUGUUUCAGUAUGUUAGAAAUUUUUGUCGGUCUGUAUUUUCAGGGUUUAAUUAAGCAUUAUUUUUUAUUUAUAGAGUCACUGAUGAUGGUAUUGUAAGACCGAAAUUUGGUCUGUCCCUGAGCAACCACACUACCACUCACACAACAGGUGUUCCACAUUACACUCCAAGGUCUUCACCUCACUCUUUUCCGAGCAAAUUAUACCCAGAGCAUACCAGGACUGUGAUUUCACCCUUGUACAGGGGAAAAGUGACCUCAUAAGGGUACUCCCCAGGGCCCAGACUGACCGUUAAGUCAGUCCAUGGUCAGUCUACCUUUACUCAGAAAUAAUGUCAUAAGUUAUGUUUUCCUUAUGACAUCAUUUCCUAUUUUCACCCAAAGUUGCCCCUCUUAAACAGUAUAAAAUGUCCACAUUUCCCACUGCAGGCAUCUGUCUUCUGUCACCUAAUCCUGUGUUCUGGUACCCAGCCAUACCCAUGCUUCAGCCGCAUGGUCUGAGGUUAUAUACUUCUGUAUUUAUACAAGACCCGAUGGAAUCGAGUUCUUACAAGUAAAAUAGUCUUUCCUUUAAGCUGAACUCAUACCAGUGUGUCUUCGUUUCUCCGUGUUUACUGUUCAACCCGCUCAUCAAAGCCACAGCUACCGGAACGUAACAAUAUAGUCAAAUAUCCAAAAGACUAUACGUUAUAGUAUUUUUGCAUCGGAGAGAUGUUCAUUUCUAAAUAUGCAUGGGUUUUUGCCCUUCACCGACGUAGUAUUAAUAAGCACUGUAUGCUCAGUACUGUCUGAGAGCUUGCGAGAAA